UGGAUACAUCAAAAAGAAAUGGAGGGAGUAGUUAUUACAAUUUUCAGCUGAAAAACCUUUCCUGCAAACCCUAAACCCAGAAUCACCGUUCCAUUUUUCAGCAAUUGUCCAGUAAUCUAAACAAUUUAACAAUGGCGUUUGCUCAGAAUCUCCGUCAAAUCUUCAGCAGAGCUUCAUCUGCUUCCCCAAUUCUUCAAUCGCACCUCAAUUCAAUUCGCCUCAACUCCACGCUCACUUCUCCUAAGCUCUUCGUCAGCGGACUUAGCAGAAUGACUACAGAUGAAAAAUUCACAGAAGCAUUUGCUGCCUUUGGGCAACUUGUCGAAGCAAAAAUUGUUGUAGAUAAACCUACAGGGAAAUCAAAGGGAUUUGGUUUUGUAACAUAUGCCACUGUAAAAGAAGCCGAGAAAGCACGUGCAGAAAUGAACGCUAAGUUCUUGGAUGGAUGGGUUAUCUUUGUCGAUCCUGCCAAGCCAAGGGAGUCUAGACCGCCUCAACAUGAGUCACGGGCCACACAGCCUCAACAAAGUGGUUUUUCUGUAAACAAGACUGUCGGAUAUUACAGGCAAUAGAAGUCUACUUAUUAUUACAAUCAGAAUUUAUUACAAUGGAUCAUUAAUUCCUGCUAGCAUCUGUAGGUGGAGACAUUUCAGGGCCUCCUUAAGAAAAGGAAAAUCGCCUGCCCUUUUUCUUCCGCCUUCUCUUCGCUCUGGAAAAUCGCCUACUGAUGGUGACAAUUGAUAGUAAGAAAAAAAAUAGCAGAGCUUAAUCAGGCACGGCCCUAGGGGGUAGGCGAGGGGUGCGACCGCCUAGGGCCCAAGGCGAAAAGGGGCCCAAAAUAAUUGUCUAUCCAUUAAUUUAGUACUAGUAAUAAACAACGCAUUAAAUACACAUGUUAUUUCCUUGGCACAUUGGUAGAAAGUAGAUUCUAAAGUUUUGAUAUCUACUAGAGGUCUAGGGUUCGACUCAGUUUAUGUACGUAGUAUUUGACUUUUAGUACUCAUUUCUAAUUGAUAUAACUAUAUGUGAGCAACAAAAUGCUUAUUUGA
Molecule: messenger RNA, 1049 nt
Organism: Spinacia oleracea (spinach)
Lineage: Eukaryota; Viridiplantae; Streptophyta; Magnoliopsida; Caryophyllales; Amaranthaceae
Product: organelle RRM domain-containing protein 2, mitochondrial
Exons: 3
Coding region: 132-572 (146 amino acids)
Molecular function (GO): RNA binding
Source: RefSeq, a predicted model, not a curated record